Messenger RNA from Vigna umbellata (rice bean), 1541 nucleotides. RefSeq lists its product as uncharacterized. The record is from RefSeq and is a predicted model, not a curated record. Gene Ontology annotation, molecular function: phosphoglycerate dehydrogenase activity. NCBI's taxonomy places the organism in Eukaryota, Viridiplantae, Streptophyta, Magnoliopsida, Fabales, Fabaceae.
UGAAAUCUGGAUUCUUCCCAUAUUUCUAUAUAAUCUGGAUUCAUUCUGUCGUGUUCAACCAAACAGAGAAGAAUCCUUGUUUUGAGGACUUGGGUCUGAUCUCCGUGCUCGGAUAGAUCCUCCGCUUCUCUCCUCGGCGUUCGUGCCUGGCACCGAUUCUGGGUGUUAGCCAAAAAGCUUUCUUUCCUUUGCUCCAUUACAAAUUUCCUUUCUUUUUCCUUUGAUUUUCUUCUGUGAAUGAAACUGAACUGAAUUCACUUCGUUGCUGGCGUCUGUGCUUCAUGUGGAUUAGUGUUGACACAAGUUAUUGUCCCAAUGGAAAUUAAGAAUUUGAGUGAGGAGGAGAAUUAGACUGUCUGGCUAUGGAGAAUUCUUCUAAGGCGAACGGAAAUGGAUCAACUGAGGAUGGAUACUCUAUUGCGAGGCACUCUUAUCAACCCUCCUUGAAGGGGUCAUUACCUUGGCUGGACAUAAAGGUAUUCUAUGUAAGAGUGUGCAAGUGUGAGCUUGAUGAUUCCACUCCUGGGUUUCUUACAUUGAACCAUGUUCCUUUGAAUCCCGACACUCUUCUUGAAGUUAAUGGUGUUCGAACUAGCAUAUAUUCUGAUGGGAUGUCAACACUUCUCAAAAGAGACAGGGUAGAUAGAAAAUCUGAAGAAGUGACUUUUGUAAGCACCGAUAGCAUAAGGAUGAGUGGGAGUGUGAAGUUUGAAGUGUUUGAUAGAGAUGUUCUGCUGCUCUCUGGUGUCUUGGAAUUAUGGAAUACCAAUGGUGUUGUUAGGGAAAGUUAUAAUGGACAAAGGUGGAGCAUGAACUGUGAGUCAUACAUAAUUCCAGGCACUAGCUUCUUUAAGGGAAAACAAUUGCCAUCACCAGACUCAAAUCUCCCAUCAAUUGAGGUCUACAUUACAGGCUCCUUCUUGGGUACUCCAAUUAUCUUAACAAAAUCCUUGCAGCUUUCUCAGAAAAAGCAUGCAAAGAAGGGGGUGUUGGAUGUAAUUCCAGAGCAUGAGGCCAGUGAAAAUGGGAAGCAUCAUUCUUCUACACUUGCUUUUGAGGCUCCAGAUUACCUUUGCGACAAAUAUGAAGAUGAAGAUUAUAACAGCCUCUACUCAAGAACAACAUAUGCUGAUGGUGAAGAUGGAGAGCUUUCUUGGUUCAAUGCUGGUGUUAGGGUCGGUGUUGGUAUUGGACUUAGUGUUUGUCUUGGCAUUGGCAUUGGAGUUGGCCUUCUUGUUAAAACCUACCAAGGCACCACUAGCCACUUUAGAAGACGGUUGUUCUGAUUGGUGUUUUAUUUUUAAAGCUUAAAAUUCUCUGCUUUUUGUCCAUCUCACUCUUAAUCCAUAGACAGCUAACCUUAUUUUUGUCCAUAUCCCUCUUGGUCCAGAGGCAAGAGGCUAAAUAUCUUGUCCUACUGAGUGGAGUUUUUAUUUUUUAUUUUUUUCUUUGGAGUUGUUGUAUGUAAAAUAGUUCAUUUUUAGUGCCAUAAUGUGUCAGUUAUAUGAUGACAUAAAGUAAAGCAGGAAAAAGUUUUCCAA